AAAUCUUCCCCGAGACGCUCUCUCUGCAAAUCCCAAGUCUGUGUUCAAUCCUAUCUUCAAUUUCUCCACACUGAAACUCUAAUUUCACACAGAGCAAAGAAAGAGAUGAUGGAGUCGGGUCUUCCUUCGAAGACGUUCUCAGGUGUUCGAUUCGCACUCGUCGGAUUCAAUCCCACCGAUGGGAACACGAUACGAUCCAAGCUUAUGAGUGGUGGUGGUGUUGAUGUUGGCCAAUACAGUCAAGAGUAUACUCACCUCAUUGUGGACAAGCUUGUUUAUGAUGAUCCGGUUUGUGUUGCUGCUCGAAGCAGUGGGAAAGUGGUUGUCACUGGUUCGUGGGUUCAUCACAGCUUCGACGCUGGAAUGCUUAUUGAUGCACAUUCGGUUCUGUAUAGGCCUCUUAGAGAUUUGAAUGGGAUUCCGGGUUCCAAAAGCUUAAUUGUGUGCUUGACUGGGUACCAACGUCAAGAUAGGGAAGACAUCAUGACAAUGGUUGAGUUGAUGGGUGGACAGUUCUCGAAGCCCUUGGUUGCUAACCGAGUAACCCAUCUUAUAUGCUACAAGUUUGAGGGAGAAAAGUAUGAGCUAGCUAAGCGGAUGAAGAGGAUUAACCUAGUGAACCACCGGUGGUUAGAGGACUGCUUAAAGAAUUGGAAGCUCCUUCCUGAGGUUGACUACGAGAUAAGUGGCUAUGAGCUGGAGAUGAUGGAGGCUUCAGCUCGAGAUUCUGAGGACGAAGCUGAAAAUGCCUCUGCGAAGCGUGCAAACACCAGUCCUCUUGGUCUUAGGGUCGGCGCUGUUGCUGCAGUUGAAAUAUCGAAGUCUAGAGGAAAAGAUAUCCCGGUUGUUCAGUCAAAUUUAGACGAACCGGGUGGUUCAUCACGAUGCAGUACGUUCAAAGAGGAUUGGUUAACUCCGAAGAAGAUGGAAGCCACGGUCUCUACUGAUCCAGUUACUGCUCAGCAGAGCGCAGGCACAUUUCAGAAUGCUUCUAGUUAUGCGUCCCCUGUUCCAGCCAACAAGACUUCUGAGAGAGGGAUGGGCGAAAUGGAGACUGAUGACUCAACACCUGUUAACAUGAGUAUCAGAAGGCAUUCUUCUCUAGCCACUUAUUCAAGGAAAACGCUUCAGAGAACGCCAGAAACAAGUACCUUGGGAAACGAGUCAAGUUGCCAAAACGAUACCUUAAGAAUGGAUGACAGGGCCCUAAAAGCUUCGACUGCCUUUAAUAUCUCUGCAUCAAAGUCAGGUUCUUCCGUGGAAAAAACGACACUCUUUGAGGAUCUUAAUAAGACUGAUAAGUUGCACAGCGAGAAGUCCACUCCGUUGUUGCCUCAGGUGAAACUUACAGAUGGUUCUGUCAGUAGCAAAGGUUCACCACCUGCUAUGUCAACUGCGGAGAAUACCAUCUCGAAAUGUGCACCGGAUGAAAUACGGGAGAGAUCAUCGGUUGAGCCAAUGGUGGGGAAUAGCUUGUUGCAGGAACCAAGAUCAGGCUCACCAAAACAAAACGUUUGGGUUGUGCCAAACAUCAAUGACAACACUGGAGUUAAGGAAGUUGCACACAAGUUGGAUGCGAGUGACUCAGCAACUAGGCUAUGCAGUUCAAGUGUUGUGUUAAAGGAAGCUGAUACUUGGACUGCAGAGAUUUUGAAGGGUGCAUUAGAUGAAAGAUCCGUAACGGAGCCUGUGAUGAUGAGAUCUAGCACCUCUCCUGUAGAAACAGAGCCGCCUAAGAAGAAAACAGCUCCAAGAAAGAGUCUAGGCACCAGAGGCAGGAAAAAGAACCCCAUAAGCCAAAAGGGAUCUAUUUACUUGAGCGAACCUACCCCAAAGGACGAGCACACUGAUGGUCUAAUCAAAGGAAACGUUUCGGAGCUGGCGACAGAUAAUGGCAAUCAGAAAGAGAUAUCAAGUUCAGUCCUAAAUGCUGAGGCUGUACCAGAAAUAGCGAAAGGUAGUGUCUCAGAGACUGAAGCCCUUGAGAGAAUUGACUCUGAUAAGCAGCAGGCUAAGACCCCGGAGGAAGCUGGUGCAGAGGUGGAAAUUAAAAUGCUAGAAUCAGAGCUUGCUGAUGUUCAAACUACAGAUCCAAGUGGUGGUGCAUUACAGUUAGAGAUCAGUAAGAGUAAAAGUAAACGCACGAGGGAGGCUAAUGUAGGUAACAACAGCCUUCAAAGUGGGAAGAAAGGAAGUUCGUCUAGGGCUGAAGUAGCAGAUUCUGGUGUCAAGAAGACCAAAAAAUCUAGAAAAGAAGAUGAUGCCAAAGCAAACGGUACUGUGAUGGAAGAUAUUACAGUAUUGGAAAAUAAACUUGGGAAGGUCAGUUCUGGUGGAGACCAAAGCCCAGCUGCUGGAGAAACAUUAGUAAGUACUGAAGCUGAAACUAAUGAUCAAAGCGAUGCUGCAGUGCAAUCAGGGGUUGAUAAGGAUAGUGGUAAACUCAGAAAGAAGGCCACUGUUGGAAAAACCACGCUUCAAAGUGGGAAGAAAAGAAGUUCGUCUGCAGUCGAAGUUGAAAAGGCUAGUGUCAAAAAGACAAAAAAAUCUAAAGCUGAUGAUGAGACUGAAGCAAACGAUACUGUGAUGAAUGAUAUAGAGAUUGACUCUGCAGAAGUGAAAGAGGAUGCAGCAGUGGAUAAGAAACCUGAGGAUGUCAGUUCUGAUGGAGCCCAAAGCCCAGUUGCGAGGAAACCAUUAACUAGAAAGGAGACAGCAGCGAAGGAUCUAAGUAAUGCUGCAAUGCAAUUGGAGGUUCCUAAGAAUAAACGUAAAAACAGAAAGGAGCCUGCUGUAGAAAGAAGUGGCCUUCACAGUGGAGAGAAAGAAAGUUCUUCUACAGUUGAAGUAGGAACAUCAAGUGUCAAGAAGUCUAAAAAAUCUAAAAAGGAACGUGGGGCUAAAGCAUCCGACACUGUGAUGAAAGACGUAGAGGAGGACAACUCUGCAGAAGAGAAGGAGAGCACUGCACUGGAUAACAAAUCUGGACCCGGUAGAGACAAAAGCCCAAAAAAGAAAGCUGCAAAGACUGCUAAAACGGGUACAAAGGCAGUUAAAGAGUCUAAGCAGCUUAGUUCUAGUAAAAAAGCUUUACAGGAACCCAAGCAUUUUAUAGUCAGUGGUCCUAAGGUCCAGAGAAAGGAGUAUCAGAAGAUCCUUAGGCUUUUAAAUGGCAAAUGUUGCAGGGAUUCUCAUCAGUGGUCUUAUCAAGCUACACACUUCAUUGCUCCUGAAAUCCGUAGGACUGAAAAGUUCUUCGCUGCUGCUGCUUCUGGAAGUUGGAUUCUGAAGACUGAUUAUGUGGCUGAUUCAAAGGAAGCUGGAAAACUACUACCAGAGGAGCCUUAUGAAUGGCACGGUACUGGUCUUAGUGCUGAUGGUUCGAUAAGCCUCGAGUCCCCAAGGAAAUGGCGGCUCGUCAAGGAGCAAACAGGACAUGGUGCUUUACAUGGUCUGCGCAUUGUUGUAUAUGGCGACUGUGCCAUCCCUUCAUUGGACACGUUGAAGCGAGCUGUGAAAGCUGGGGAUGGUACCAUACUAGCAACUGCACCGCCUUACACGCGUUUCUUGAAUCAGAACACUGAUUUUGCGUUGAUAAGCCCUGGGAUGCCGCGUGAUGACCUCUGGGUACAGGAGUUCAUACGCCAUGAGAUCCCUUGUGUAGUCGCGGAUUACAUUGUGGAGUACGUUUGCAAACCUGGGUAUGCACUUGACAAGCACGUGCUCUACAAUACAAACGCAUGGGCAGAAAGGUCAUUUAAUAAGCUCCAGCUUAGUGCUGAAGACUGAAGAGGAAGUACGGUUGUCGCAUGUUGCUUGUGAGCUAUGAUAACCUUUGUAACCCAAAUCAUUUCUCCAUGCCUUGUUUAAGUUUUUCUGAUAUGUAAUAAAUAUAUCAAACGAAUCAACAUCUUCAGUGUAUACGUUUUAACGGAAAAGGGCAU
Messenger RNA from Brassica oleracea var. oleracea, 3944 nucleotides. Its product is annotated as BRCT domain-containing protein At4g02110. The transcript has 10 exons. Lineage: Eukaryota; Viridiplantae; Streptophyta; Magnoliopsida; Brassicales; Brassicaceae. The record is from RefSeq and is a predicted model, not a curated record. The coding region runs from base 106 to 3789 and encodes 1227 amino acids.